AUGGCGAUUCCUUCUUCUGCAUCUCCGUCCAGCAUAUCCUCUCCUUACUGUUAUUCGAGUUCCGAGCCUGCUCGCUUCGUUCGCUUUCCGUCGAUUACCGUGUCAUUGACCGCUCUGAAACAACAUCCAUCUCGGUUCAGUUUGUCUUCAUGUUUGAAUUCUUCGAAGCCCUCUGGCGCCGGCGGUUCCGUCUCUCCCGGUGAUGACGAUCUUGAGUACGAGCUCCAGCACGGAUUCGCACCCCCGCAACGGCGAAAAGGAGCCUCUGUCUUUGUUAAGCUUCUACUUAACGCGACGAGUUUGAUUGAGAACUCCGAGCGCCGGAAGAAGCUAGCGUUUGAGAUGAAGGGUCUCACUGCAGCUGGCGUGGAAGGUGUGGUCAUGGAGGUCUGGUGGGGAAAUGUUGAGGAAACGCCAGGGAACUAUGAUUGGCGAGCGUAUUGGGAUAUAGUGGCCAUGGCUCGAGAUCGCAAAUUAAAGGUUCGCGCGGUUAUGGCGUUUCAUCAGUGCUGCACUGUGCCCGGUACAUCUGGGUGGAUUGCUCUUCCUCGUUGGGUGUUAUCUGAGAUGGACAAGAAUCCAGACUUGGCAUAUUGUGACAGGUUUGGAAAAAGGAGCAGAGAAUACAUUUCCUUGGGAUGUGAUAUCCUUCCUGUUCUCAAAGGCCGGUCACCUGUUCAAAUUUACUCAGAUUUUAUGAGGAACUUCAGAGAUACAUUUAGAGAGUUCCUUGGGGGUAUUAUAACAGAGAUUCAAGUUGGCUUGGGUCCUGCAGGUGAACUUAGAUAUGCUUUAAGCCCUUCUCAAAGGCUUAGAUGGCAUUGGCGGUUUGAUGAAAUUGGAGAGUUCCAGUGCUAUGAUAGGUACAUGCUUGCAUCUUUGAGGGCUAGUGCACAAGAUGCUGGACAACCAAAAUGGGGAACUGGAGGCCCUUCAGGUGCUGAACACAUGACUCAGCGUCCCGAAGAGAUAGAGUUCUUUAAGAGUACCGGAGUUUGGCGUACCAUCUAUGGUCAUUUUUUUCUUGAAUGGUACUCUGGGAUGUUGCUUCUGCAUGGAGAGAGGUUAUGCAUUGCAGCAAAAACCAUCUUUCAUGGUACAGGGGUGAAUAUAGCUGCUAAAGUGGCAGGGAUAUUCUGGCACUAUCAUACACUAUCGCAUCCGUGUGAAUUGACUGCAGGUUAUUACAAUACCUCAACCAGAGAUGGAUACCUCCCCAUCAUCCAGAUGUUCGGCAGGCAUGGGAUUACCUUGUGCUGCGAAUGCUUUGAAUUGGUUGAUCAAGAUGCGAAGAAGUUAAACUUGACUAGCAGUCCGGAAGGGCUAGUUAAGCAACUCCUGUUGGCUGCUAAGGCAUGUGAUGUACCCCUGGUGGGUGAAACUUCUGACUAUAGGAUUGAUAAUACAUCACAGAAAAAUGUGCUAGAGAUGUUCAUGUUAUACUCAGAUGGUCUCACUGAUCCAUCCAUUUCUUUGAACUUCGGGAAAAUGAGCCCAAGGAUAUUUGGGCGUGAUAAUUGGAUCCACUUUUGCAAUUUUGCUCAGCAGAUGAACAGAGUCACUGAUUUUCAAUCCAAACUAAACGUUUAUUCUGUAUUAGCAACGACCGAGACUUUUGUAUACUCUUAG
This is a messenger RNA of Telopea speciosissima, 1629 nucleotides long. Its product is annotated as beta-amylase 1, chloroplastic-like. The transcript has 4 exons. The record is from RefSeq and is a predicted model, not a curated record. The coding region runs from base 1 to 1629 and encodes 542 amino acids. NCBI's taxonomy places the organism in Eukaryota, Viridiplantae, Streptophyta, Magnoliopsida, Proteales, Proteaceae. Gene Ontology annotation, molecular function: beta-amylase activity. Gene Ontology annotation, biological process: polysaccharide catabolic process.